AUGAAUUUUCGUUGCCAAAUUCAAUCUUGUAACAAAAUGGAUAAUGAAUGCAAUGGAUUGACUCCCCCAAAUUGUCCAAAUUCUGUGAAUUAUCCUCCUCCACCCACUCCCUAUCCAGCUUCUCAGUAUCCCUAUGGACAGCAACAACAGCCUCUAAUACCUCAAAACCCCCCUCAAGGAGAGGCAUAUUCAAAUUACUUGAAUAAUCCAACAAUUGGUUCAACACCUCCAUAUUCCCUUCCUACCUACAUUGGCGCUGGGGUCUCCCCAACUUGGCCUCCAAAUGCUUUACGCCUUGGAAGUGUUCUUCAAGGAAACCCUUCACAAGUGCUUCAAGGUAUUGGACGCCCGUGGCCUGCAAAUAUGCGCCGUAGAGUGGAAAAGCAUGAAGGACAAUCGCUUGAACACAAAAUACUUUUGGCUACACAACAAUUAAUGAAGUAUAGUUUUAUGCAGUUAGACCUCUAUAUAAGAUACACCCAAUACUAG
Messenger RNA from Meloidogyne enterolobii, 489 nucleotides. NCBI's taxonomy places the organism in Eukaryota, Metazoa, Nematoda, Chromadorea, Rhabditida, Meloidogynidae. The record is from the annotation of a GenBank genome assembly.